This is a messenger RNA of Cercospora beticola, 1677 nucleotides long. RefSeq names its product Rot1p (gene ROT1). Gene Ontology annotation, biological process: 'de novo' protein folding. The record is from RefSeq and is a predicted model, not a curated record. Lineage: Eukaryota; Fungi; Ascomycota; Dothideomycetes; Mycosphaerellales; Mycosphaerellaceae. Gene Ontology annotation, cellular component: endoplasmic reticulum; endoplasmic reticulum membrane.
UCGGAGCUGCUCUUCAAUUGCCGUCUUAACAACGCAGUCUCCCUGUUAUUGCUUCCAUGAACACCACGAGAGAAUAAGUGCCAGCAAAGAGUCCGUUCUUGAUCAAUAGUGGUACAUGGCCUUCCCACGCGUGUUGCUAUCUUGAGCGCCAAGAAGAUCAGCAUCAGGGCGACUUCCCAUUGUGGACAAACACGACUUCCACCCGACCAGUGGCUCCAGCGACCACUUUCUUCACCACCCGUUGCGUUCUCGCCUCGCUCGUUGCUUUCGCAUCCCACACUCGUUCAACACACCACUCGACACAAACACACAACAUGCGCCGCACACUCGCGCUCGCCGCAGCUGGACUGGGCCUGAUCGCAUCCUCGCACGCCGCACUCCCCUCAGACAUCAUAGGCACCUGGUCCACCAAAUCCGGCAAGACUCUCACCGGCCCUGGCUUCUACGACGCCAUCAACGACAAACUCAUCGAACCCUCACACACCGGAAUCUCCUACUCCUUCACCGCAGAUGGCUACUACGAAGAAGCCUACUACCGCGCCAUCGCGAACCCCGUCCGACCGAAUUGCCCAGGUGGGAUAAUGCAAUGGCAGCAUGGAAAAUGGGAGCAGUUGUCGAAUGGGUCGUUGGCUUUGACCCCUAUUGCUACGGAUGGGAGGCAAUUGCUCAGUAAGCCGUGCGAUAAUGAGAAUGCGAUUUAUACGAGGUAUAAUCAGAGCGAGACGUUUAAGCAAUACCAAGUUCUCACCGAUCCUUACCACAAUGUCAAACGACUCAAUCUUUGGGAGUUUGACGGGACUCCGAUGCAACCUUUCUACAUCGCUUUCGAACCGCCUCAGAUGCUUCCUACGACGACUUUGCACGCCACGACAACGGAGACUGCGAAGGCCGGGAAGAAGAGCAAGAGAGGAUUGGAAGAUGCGGGUCCUGCUUCGUAUAUGGAAGUUCCAUUGAACUGGAAGAGCAAGUUUGAGCAAGGCAAGGGCGGAGACAUGUUGGUGCAGAAUAUCAACCCUGAUCGGCUGUGGUGGGUCGGGCUGGCGUUUACUGGAAUCGGAGGACUGCUGUAUUUUGGUCCGAGACGACUGGGGCUGAGGAUUUAGGAGAUGGUCUUUCAAUGAGGCGUUUUUUGUAUGGAUAUCAUGAGAACAGGACUAGCGAGGCAUGCGUAUGCAUGAAUACGGAGUGGGGUUCAAGAGCAUAAUGAGCGUUUUACAAAAUGGGCAUGAGAAUGGCGUUCUAGGAUGGCGUCUACGGAGAACAGCCAGCAAGCAGGAUGGCUGCGGCUGGCUAUGGGUGUGGCUCAGAUGAUGCGAGUGUGUAUGCAUAAAGUACGCGGGACACGCAAGAAGUGUAUGUAUAGUGGCAGAGCAUCGAAUUGCGAAAAGGACAGCAUUAUUGCAAUAUGUUGGUUCUCACUCUCACAAUCGGUCGGGAUGCUUGCACGUAGCACUGAAGCACUGCACGUGAAGUAACAGAGGAUCAAAUUCUGAGCAAGAAGAAGCAUUCAUGUUGCUCACCAAUCCUUCCUUCUGUCUGGUAAACCUUGGCGGAUCUAUGAAACUUUGCGUUAUAUACCAUCACCCACUUCUUGUACCAUUGCCUCCCUCCUUUCCUUGCUUCAUCAGUAUUAAAUGGCACGUCGAAGGAGGAGAGGUGUAGCAAACAACCGCCGAC